UAAAUAUGAGGUCGAUUUACAUCGAGGGGUAAGCGGGGUAGCUUACGUCUAAUUAUUUGGACUAGUAGAGUGCAGCCUUGUUGACUCAAGAUUCAGCGACAUCCAGUUCAUCACUGAUCAGAACAGAACUGAUGCGCUGGCAGCCAUCAAAAACAGAAUGUCUACCAUUGCUCUUCGGAUGGGAUUGAUGAGACAAACAGCUGUCACACAGGAGGAAGCUAAGGCCACAGCUGAUGACAGUGACCAGCCCCCUCAGUUGAACAUCCUGAAUGAUGAGGAGCAAUCUGAUGGCAACAACAACUACAAGGAGCAAGAGCCAACUAUUAUUGUUGAAGACACCCCAGAGGCAGAUAAUGGCAAAAAACCAACAAGUGCUCUAGGACGUUUGUUCAUUACUAAAGAAGAGUCUUCUGCUGCUGAUAAAGUUGAAUUAGAGCUGAACUGUUAUCUCAAAGAAUCAAGGGCGAAAAUGGAAGUGAAUCCAAUAGACUGGUAGGGGGCAAGGUCUGACAAAUAUCCUAUCCUAGCUAGAGUUGCCUGUUCAUACUUGAUCAUCAAAGGAACAUCUGUGGCUAGUGAUUGAGUAUUUUCUACUACAGGAGACCUUGUAUCGGCCCAAAGGGCUUGUCUGUUGCCAGAAAAUGUAGAUAAACUUGUCUUCUUUAAUAAGAACCUUAAAGUUGAAAAGGUUAAAGCUAAACCAACUUUGAGUGCUUCAGAAGCACCCGGGGGGACAGAAUGACUUUGUAACAAUUCAAUUUAUUGAUGUGACAAUCUGAACACUUACAUUUAAUAUGUGUUUACUUUCAGUAUUGUAUACAGUUUGAAUUUUGAUUCAAGAAUUCGUUAACAUUGUUCAUCUUUAAUCUAGUCAUAUUGCAGAUUUUUUGUUUAUUUGUGUCUUGUUCUGAGAAAACUGGGCAUAAUGCAUGUGCGUAAAGUGUCGUCCCGGAUAAGCCUGUGCAGUCUGCACAGGCUUUUCAGGAACGACACUUUCCGCUUUAACUAGAUUUUCUGUUAAAAAAUAAAAGGGACUUCAUUUUAACGAAAAAAAUACCAUUAAAGCGGAAAGUGUCGUUCCUGAUUAGCCUGUGUGAACUGCACAUGCUUAUCUGGGACGACACUUUACGUACAUGCAUUUUGACCAAUUUUCACAGAACAAGACACAUUUUAAAGGUUUUUGAGGCUUCUUAUUUUCUUAAACUGUCACUUGAUUCUUGUUAUAAUAAUAAUACAAGUUAUUUAUUUUUAUGCCCCCUUUCGAAGAAGAGGGGGUAUAUUGCUUUGCGCAUGUCGGUCGGUUGGUCGGUCCGUCCACCAGGUGGUUUCCGGAUGAUAACUCAAGAACGCUUAGGCCUAGGAUCAUGAAACUUCAUAGGUACAUUGAUCAUGACUCGCAGAUGACCCCUAUUGAUUUUGAGGUCACUAGGUCAAAGGUCAAGGUCACGGUGACCCGAAAUAGUAAAAUGGUUUCCGGAUGAUAACUCAAGAAAGCUUAUGUCUAGGAUCAUGAAACUUGACAGGUAGAUUGAUCAUGACUCGCAGAUGACCUCUAUUGAUUUUCAGGUCACUAGGUCAAAGGUCAAGGACAUGGUGACCCGAAAUAGUAAAAUGGUUUCUGGAUGAUAACUCAAGAACGCUUAUGCCUAGGAUCAUGAAACUUCAUAGGUACAUUGAUCAUGACUCGCAGAUGACCCCUAUUGAUUUUCAGGUCACUAGGUCAAAGGUCAAGGUCACGGUGACCCAAAAUAGUAAAAUGGUGUCCGGAUGAUAACUCAAGAACGCUUAUUCCUAGGAUCAUGAAACUUGAUAGGUAGAUUGAUCAUGACUCGCAGUUGACCCCUAUUGAUUUUCAGGUCACUAUUUCAAAGGUCAAGGUCACGGUGACCCGAAACAGUAAAAUGGUUUCCGGAUGAUAACUCAAGAACGCUUAUGGCUACGAUCAUGAAACUUCAUAGGUACAUUGAUCAUGACUCACGGAUGACCCCUAUUUAUUUUGAGGUCACUAGGUCAAAGGUCAAGGUCAUGGUGACUCGAAAUAGUAAAAUGGUUUCCGGAUGAUAACUCAAGAACACUUAUGCCUAGGAUCAUGAAACUUCAUAGGUACAUUGAUCAUGACUCGCAGAUGACCCCUAUUGAUUUUCAGGUCACUAGGUCAAAGGUCAAGGUCACAGUGACUCAAAAUAGUAAAAUAGUUUCCAGAUGAUAACUGAAGAAUGCUUAUGCCUAGGAUCAUGAAACUUGACAGGUAGAUUGAUCAUGACUCGCAGAUGACCCCUAUUGAUUUUCAGGUCACUAGGUCAAAGGUCUAGGUCACGGUGACCCAAAAUAGUAGAAGGGUUUCCGGAUGAUAACUCAAGAACACUUAUGGCUAGGAUCAUGAAACAUCAUAGGUACAUUGAUCAUGACUCGCAGAUGACCCCUAUUGAUUAUCAGGUCACUAGGUCAAAGGUUAAGGUCACAGUGACAAAAAACAUAUUCACACAAUGGCUGUCACUACAACGGAGAGCCCAUAUGGGUGGCAUGCAUGUUUUACAAACAACCCUUAUCUUACCCAGUGGUGCAACUGGCAGACCCAAUGUCUGAACCCUGUUCAAUGAGAGUACUGUUGAUCUUUUUUUCAGACUCAUGGUAACAAAUGUUAUUGAGCAACACAAAAGGAAUUUCUAGUGACUAAUCAAGGUCUUUUCAUAUUUAAGUGUCUUAAUGACACCAUCUGGUUCUCAUCAGAUGAACUUCUCUGAAAAUCAAAGUUGAAGUUAACACAUUUAGAUGCAAUGGAAUCAUUUGACAUGAUUCACUUCCAUCUAAAUUUGUUAACCCCUUAUUUGUUUUUGGCAUUAUAAAUAUAGAUGAUAAAUCCCAGACGUAUAUGUAAUUGUACAUCUUCAUCUGUAUGCAAUUGUCUCUGUGAUAAAGAUUGCUUGUUGGUUUUUUGGUAAUCAUAAAACAGUGUUUUCUAUUUUCCUUGGAAACUGACUGAUCAAUAUCAAGAAUGGAAUAUAAAUGUCUGCAAUAUU
Molecule: messenger RNA, 3020 nt
Organism: Dreissena polymorpha
Lineage: Eukaryota; Metazoa; Mollusca; Bivalvia; Myida; Dreissenidae
Exons: 2
Coding region: 158-496 (112 amino acids)
Source: RefSeq, a predicted model, not a curated record